Messenger RNA from Cantharellus anzutake, 2694 nucleotides. RefSeq lists its product as uncharacterized. Bases 1 to 2694 code for a protein of 897 amino acids. Gene Ontology annotation, biological process: clathrin-dependent endocytosis; clathrin coat disassembly. NCBI's taxonomy places the organism in Eukaryota, Fungi, Basidiomycota, Agaricomycetes, Cantharellales, Hydnaceae. Gene Ontology annotation, molecular function: clathrin binding. The record is from RefSeq and is a predicted model, not a curated record. The transcript is spliced from 2 exons. Gene Ontology annotation, cellular component: cytoplasm; vesicle; intracellular membrane-bounded organelle.
AUGGACGACUUUGCUGGGCUUGUAUGGGGUGACACUACGAUUAAGCCUAAGAGCCAGCCUCAGACCCUGGGUUCCGGCUUGUCACAACCCUCACGAGUCAAUGUGUCAAAACCUUAUGAUGCCUUCGCUGCGAUCGCCUCCAGUGGACCCUCACGGCCCCUGCCAUCACGCAGUAAUUCAAGCUUCCCCUCUCAGUCGGGAAGAUAUACUCCCGCUUCUCAUCCACCUAUAGCUGUUUCUAACUCUCACGAAGCGUUCAGUGGUCUCCUUUCCAUCGAGACAACGUCUCAUGCUGAUAGGACUAUUGCGGAGCGACAGGCCCAGGCUGAACGCGAACGAACGGAAAAGAAUGCCCGCCCCGGUGAAGAGCUCUGGUCUCAGAAUGGCUUCUGGGAUCGCUACGAUUCGAUUGGGGCCCGUGGGCCUAAGUCGUCCGCUGCAACCGGAGAAUCGUCGUCUCUAAUGGGCUUGUCAUCCUCGCUGUUGUCUCCCACUAUUCUUACACCCUCCCCAAGACCCAGUAGCGCUGCUCCUUCAUCAAAGUCCCAGACAUCCCUCCCACCGAAUGGGACUGAUCCAGGUGAUUCCUGGAAAGACUUUGAUCUUCUUUCGUUAACGGAUACAACCACGUCUAUACAUGCACCCAAGCCUGCACCUUCAAUACCAUACCAAACUAGUAUGGCACAGGAACUGUUUGAUUUUUCUGCCCUCGAUGGGCAGCCUAAGCCAACAUCUUCACGCGCUUCGCGUCCCCAAUCUAGAAGUCGCACACCCGGCGAUUUUGAUUUUGGCGAUGGGAAUUCCGGUGCACUCAUUGAUGAGGAUGACAGAGAUGGUGAGGAGGAUCUGCUGAGUGGGUUUGGACGUCCUGUAAGGUCGCGACCUCAACCAGCUUCAAAUUCCCAGAUCCCGCAACAAUGGGAAGAGUCGUCUCACCCUAAAAACACGUCCCCUCCGCCACAUAUUGUUGGCCAAAUUGUUGAAAUGGGUUUUGCGCCCCAAGAGGCACGGGCUGCCCUCGCUUCCACUGCAUCAGGCGUUGAUGUCCAGGCUGCACUUGAGACCCUUCUCAACGGGUCACGCGACACACCUCGAUCUCCACGACCGAGACGGCCCGCUUCAGCGGAAGACGAGACAGCUGGGUAUGAAUGGCGAGAACGAGGGCGCGAGCGUCGUCAUCAUACUGGGGCAGGAGGGUCAGAUGAUUCUUCCCCAUCUCGUGAAAUAGAGCUGAAACAACAAAUCGGCGGUUCUGGCCUGAACGCUGCUCAGUUGAAAGAGCAGGCAGACAAGUAUCUCGCUCAAGCAAGCGAAAUUGGGCUCAGCAUGUUCACCAAGGCAAAUGCACUCUUGUCUCAGGGAAGGGCGCAGCUUCAAAAGGCUUACGAAGACAGAAGGGGUGCUUCUGAAACCAAUAUUUCGGGAUCUAGGCUGCGGACAGGUGAACGCUUAAGCUGGGCCGCAGAUCCCUCCGCCACGGUGCUGCCGGAGCCCGUCGAUGUUCAAUCGAGGUUCCGAGACAAUUAUGAUGACGGGAACGAAGGGGCAGAGGAGACAAGCCUCCAGAACUCCUUACAACCGUUGAAGCGACCUCAAUUUACACGUUCAGAUUCUCCUGUUGCGCCUCCGCCGCAGGCCGAUUUAUUUUCCAAGGAACCCACAACUACUUACGUCUCUCCUCACCGCCGACGCCGCAACCGUGUUGCCACCAUCUCUGACCCCGUUUCUGAAGGCAAGAAACAAGACCAGAGCGCUCGUGCCUCACCCAUUCCUGCCUCUCGUCCCAUCUCCCCCCCGCGUUUAAGAAAGCGGGCUUUUGUAUCGGCUUCACAAAGCGUAUUAGCUACUGCCAAGUCCUACCGGUCGAAAGGAACCGGGCUGUUCAGGCUCGGUCGGUUCGCGGAAGCCGAGGCGUCAUACACGUCGGCCAUCGCCUCCAUUCCCUCUGGACAUUUAUACCUCCUUCCCCUGCACAACAAUCGUGCUGCUACUCGCCUUAAAACCGGUGAUUCGAAAGGGGCAAUUGCUGAUUGUACCACGGUGCUCCAGAUCAUUGGUGAAGACUUCCACCCUGCAAAAGACGAACCCGCACCCCCUUUCACUGAUGGCGAGACUCUCAAUCUUGGUGAUGCAUAUGUUAAGGCAUUGUAUAAGCGAGCUGAGGCAUAUGAGGGUGGUGAAAAAUGGAUUCAGGCGAAACAUGAUUGGGAAAAGCUCGUCACGAUUGAUUGGCCGCCUGGACAGCGUGUGAGACGAGAAGCGUUGCGUGGAGCGGCAAGGUGCAGAAAGAUGCUUUCCACUGAGUAUGGAGCUGACGGCGAAGGAUCGACAUCCUUCGCUAAACCUGUGACGACCCGACGACCCCAGCCUCCCAAACCUGCCACUUCUUCGGAAGCAUCAAAUCGCUUGCGUGCAGCCAACCAAGCCGCUGAAGCUGAGGAACUCGAGCGAGCAAGGCUGAAAGAUGCGGUAGAUGGGAAACUCGGAGCAUGGAAAAACGGAAAGGAGAACAACCUUCGAGCGCUGAUUGCGAGUCUUGACACGGUCCUAUGGUCCGAGUUAGGAUGGCAGAAGGUUGGUAUGCACGAGUUAGUUACGCCGGCACAGGUGAAGGUGCGGUAUAUGAAGGCGAUUUCCAGGUUGCAUCCUGACAAGGCGAGUUACUGGAUCGGUUUCACACCAGAUUUUUGUUGA